UCCCAGAAGUGGGAUGAGAUGAACAUCAUUGCUACGUACCACCCAGCAGGCAAAGAUUAUGGCUUGAUGAAAAUAGAUGAGCCAAGCACUCCUUAUCACAGCAUGAUAGGAGAAGAUGAUGAGGAUGCAGUGAGUGAUUCAGAGUCAAAUGAGCCCUUAAAAGCAGAUGUGUUGAGUAAAAAACUGGCAGCUGCAGCUGAAGGUAAAGGACCCAAGAUUAUAGCCAGGCAAGAGGAAAGCAGUGAGGAGGAGGAAGAGGAUGAAGAUUUAACACCUGAAGAACGAGAGAAAAAGAAACAGUUUGAAAUGAAGAGAAAAAUGCACUACAAUGAAGGAAGAAACAUCAAACUGGCAAGACAGCUCAUUGCAAAAGAACUCCAUGGUGAAGAAGAGGAUGAGGAUGAGGAUGAAGAGAUGCAUGAUGCUGCAGAUGUAGAAACAAUGAGUACAGAAACUACCGAACACGGGGAAAGGAGGGCUCCCAUAGGCAACCGUAUGACCUUUCUCCAUGGCCUGAAGCUGCCAUCCCUCUGCACUCUGCUGUAAAACAGAGGCAACUCCGCUCCCCAGCUGCAUUCUCCAGUGGAAAGAAGGCAGACCUUUGCAGCAUUUUUCCAUCUCUAUUGUUGAAGUCCAUUCCACCUUCCUCAUAACCAGCUUCAGAGCCACAACUGACUGAGAUUUCUUGCUGAUUGAAAUGAAGAUGGCCAGUCCAGUCAGUGAUGCACAUGUUACUCGUACCAGCUGGAAAGUAGAGCACACAGCAUAGAAGAAAUCUGUCCAGAACUGUAACUGCUUUCUCACAGACACAAACAUAAACAUCGCUUCAUGAUUUUUGCAAUUAAGGCUCUUACAUGUUGAGAAGCAUAUCAGUUACAAUGUUGUAUUGCCAAGAAUGUUAAUUUUAGACUUGUCCAUGAGGCAGAAAACACUGUCUAAUUGAUUUAUUCUUGUGCCUAGUACUUCAUGGAGAAUACUGCUUCAUAAUCUGUUCAGCCAGGACAGCAUUCCCUGUAUGCAUAACGCUGAUUAUCUUUGGUGAUGUACUGUUACUCUUGCUUCGAAACACUCACUAUCUUUUGGGCUUUCACUAUUUAUUUGAGAGUGUUCCAGAUGUGGUGUCUCUCCUGGAGAGGUUUGGGAUUCAAGAGCCAAACAGUACAGCAUAUAUCAGACUGACAUGCAAGCUAUUUAUCAGAUGUGCUAAGCAGUUUAAAAAGGGAUUAUUUAAGUCCUACUCCUUUUUUGUAAAGUGUUGACCCGUUGAUCUAGGUUUCAGUUUGUUAUUACCUGCCCUUCCCCAGUCUUUAGGACAAGAGCUGUGUCAUUUCUCCAGAGCGGUGUUUGGAGUCGGCUGUUAGUGUCUGACUGAAGCAGUGCUAACAUCUGGUGGAGGGAAUGUUUUUACACUGGAAAUGGCUACCUUGAACUUUGCAUUUAACUGUCAUUAUCUCUUCCAUCGGGACUGGCUGUUUUGUGGAGCUCUUUGGCUUAUCAUGAGAACAUGGAAGUUUCCUCUAGCUUUUCUCUUAAACCACAUCCACUGUCACUCUUCUGGCUCUUGUUUCAAAUGUUUGGUUCUCUCCAGUUGCAUGAACAGUACUUGUGCUACUAGCACUUGAGGAAAAACACCCAGCCACGAGGAAAUCCACAUCAGGACUGUGAAGAUGUGCUGAGCUUAGGCUCUGGCUGUUUUUUAUUCAAGAUAACUGCUGUUGAUCUACUCACUUGGAGUUGGCAACUUUCGUACGGAAAACCACUGGUCUAAAUCUUCCUGUGUCCAUUGCAACUUACAGCAGCUGCUUUUGUAAAAUGAAGGCUGUUUGGAAGACUAGAAGGGAAACUGCCUAUUUCAAAUACUCAUUUACAGUGUGGUUGUAUAGCCCCUGUAAAGAGGGAUUCUGCACCUCCAUAUUGCUGUAAACAACUUCCCACUGGGUGGAAUUUGACUGGUGAAUGUUCCAGUAUUCAGAGUAGUUCCUGGGGUUUAUUACACAAAGUAUACACUUAAGCUUUAGCUUGGUUAUGGAAUACAGUGUAUAUCUUAAUUUUGAUCCGAAUUUGAUAUGUUGCAAAAAUCCAUAUAAUGAUAUGGGUCUAUUUUAAAAUGUCUUUUUCUCCACUGUAUAUGUGAAGUUUGAAUAAAGGAAUGAAAGUUAUUUUACAGUUA
Messenger RNA from Acanthisitta chloris (rifleman), 2170 nucleotides. RefSeq names its product protein phosphatase 1, regulatory (inhibitor) subunit 2 (gene PPP1R2). Bases 19 to 546 code for a protein of 175 amino acids. Gene Ontology annotation, biological process: regulation of signal transduction. NCBI's taxonomy places the organism in Eukaryota, Metazoa, Chordata, Aves, Passeriformes, Acanthisittidae. The transcript is spliced from 7 exons. Gene Ontology annotation, molecular function: protein phosphatase inhibitor activity. The record is from RefSeq and is a predicted model, not a curated record.